Molecule: messenger RNA, 2474 nt
Organism: Solea senegalensis (Senegalese sole)
Lineage: Eukaryota; Metazoa; Chordata; Actinopteri; Pleuronectiformes; Soleidae
Gene: cyp1a
Product: cytochrome P450 1A1
Exons: 7
Coding region: 158-1723 (521 amino acids)
Biological process (GO): progesterone metabolic process; hormone biosynthetic process
Molecular function (GO): iron ion binding; oxidoreductase activity, acting on paired donors, with incorporation or reduction of molecular oxygen, reduced flavin or flavoprotein as one donor, and incorporation of one atom of oxygen; heme binding
Source: RefSeq, a predicted model, not a curated record
UCUGUUUUAGGAACAUUAAGUGAGUAAACUCGAGCACUAAUUCUCCCGAACUAUUCAUAUUAUUUUUGGACGCACUCGAGGGAUCAUCGUGCCAUCGCUCUUCUUUGACCGCGUCACUCAAGAUUGUGUUGAAGCCAGAAAAAAAGGAGACGUCAUUAUGGCACUAAUGAUACUGCCAUUCAUUGGAUCAGUGUCGGUAUAUGAGAGUCUGGUGGCUGUGACAACGAUGUGUCUGAUGUAUCUGCUUCUCAAGUUUUUCAACAAUGAUAUUCCUGAAGGGCUUCGUCGGCUGCCAGGACCCAAGCCCCUGCCCAUUAUUGGGAAUGUGCUGGAGGUGGGCAGCAAACCUUACCUGAGUCUCACUGAAAUGGGCAAGCGCUACGGCCACGUUUUCCAAAUCCAGAUUGGCAUGCGUCCUGUGGUUGUGCUGAGUGGCAGUGAAACUGUUCGACAGGCUCUCAUCAAGCAGGGGGAUGAUUUUUCGGGCAGGCCUGACCUGUACAGCUUUCGCUUCAUCAGCAAUGGUAAGAGUCUGGCCUUCAGCACAGACCAGGCCGGUGUCUGGCGUGCCCGCAGAAAGCUGGCCUACAGUGCCCUCCGCUCCUUUGCCACCCUGGAGGGCACGACCCCACAAUACUCCUGCGUUCUAGAGGAACACGUGUGCAAAGAAGGAGAGUAUCUGAUCAACGAGCUCAACACUGUCAUGAAGGCUGAGGGAUCCUUCGACCCAUUCCGCUACAUAGUUGUCUCUGUAGCUAAUGUGAUCUGUGGAAUGUGCUUUGGCCGACGCUACGGCCACAACGAUCAGGAGCUGGUCAGCUUGGUGAACCUCAGCGAUGAGUUCGGUCAAGUGGUGGGCAGCGGUAACCCUGCUGACUUCAUCCCCAUUCUUCAGUUCCUUCCCAGCGCAUCAAUGAAGAAGUUUGUGAAAAUCAAUGACCGCUUCAUUGAGUUUGUGCAAAAGAUUGUCAGCGAGCACUACGUCACCUUUAACAAGGACAACAUCCGUGACAUCACCGACUCCCUCAUUGAUCAUUGUGAGGACAGGAAGCUGGAUGAGAACUCUAACAUCCAGAUGUCAGAUGAGAAGAUUGUAGGCAUUGUCAACGACCUGUUUGGAGCUGGUUUUGAUACCAUCUCCACAGCCUUGUCAUGGUCAGUGAUGUACUUAGUGGCCUACCCAGAGAUACAGGAGAGGCUUUAUCAAGAAAUACAGGACAACGUGGGUCCGGAUCGCUGUCCUCUUCUCUCUGAUAAACCCAAGUUAGUUUUCCUGGAGGCCUUCAUCCUGGAGUUGUUUCGCCACUCUUCCUUCCUGCCCUUCACAAUCCCACACUGCACGACAAAAGACACAUCUCUGAAUGGUUACUUCAUUCCCAAAGACACGUGUGUCUUCAUCAAUCAGUGGCAGAUCAACCAUGAUCCUGAGCUGUGGAAAGAUCCAUCUGUGUUCAUCCCAGAACGCUUCCUGAGCGCUGAUGGCACCGAGCUCAACAAGCUGGAAGGAGAGAAGAUCAUGGUUUUUGGCAUGGGAAAGCGGCGCUGCAUUGGAGAGGUCAUUGCACGAAAUGAAGUCUUCCUCUUCUUGGCAAUUAUUAUCCAGAAGCUGCACUUCCACACAAUUCCAGGAGAGGAGCUGGACCUGACGCCUGAGUAUGGACUGACAAUGAAGCACAAACGUUGUCAUCUGAAGGCUUCAAUGCGACAGAGGGGUGAACUGUAAGGGUUGCAGACAGAUUAUCAGUGGAAGAAGCAUUUUUCCCUGAAUUUAGGGCAAUGGAUGCCAGAUUUGAUUCAGAGCUCAUGGCAUUGAGGCAAAUGAGUGAAAUGUGCAUAUUACUGAAUGUCAGAGAUUACUAGGUUCAUGUGAAUAUGUCUUUGGCUCUCUAAGAGAAACUGCUUCACAUGGCAGGGGCCAUGUGGCAGGGGCCAUGUAAGGAAAGAUUUGGUUCCUCUGUUUUGGUGUCCGGCAACUAACACUGUUGCCACUCAGAAGUUGUGAAAUCUCACAGAAACUGAAUUGCCUUGUUCAACUUUGGGACAAACGGUAUGUUUUUCUGGAUAGACCUAGUCAUUUUGACCAUUGUGACCUUUAUUGUGACACAGUACACAUAUUACUUUAUGAUAUCAUUUGUACCUUUAAGCUAAUAUUUUGUAUUCCAUCAUAAUGUCAAAGAAAGACACUGAAGAUAUAUUUGUAUCCCAAAAUGUGAUUUUUUUUAUGUGUGUAUCAAGUUAGGAAAUGUCUAGCAUUUGUAUAUAUUUGAGAUAAAAGUGUUUCUUUUUUUUUUGUGCAUCUGUGAGAUUUAUCAGGACACCAAAAGAUUUCCAGUGAUUUUGGAAUACAUUAGUAAGCUAUAGAGUUUUUAUAUUCCUAUUUUUAAUAAUGUAUCAAUUAAUGUAUAUCAUGUGAAGUCAUAUGACUGGAGCAGCCUUUAAUCAGCCACACCAAUAAAGGAAAACAAAUGAUUUAA